Molecule: messenger RNA, 1254 nt
Organism: Ochotona curzoniae (black-lipped pika)
Lineage: Eukaryota; Metazoa; Chordata; Mammalia; Lagomorpha; Ochotonidae
Gene: KCNK4
Product: potassium two pore domain channel subfamily K member 4
Exons: 6
Coding region: 73-1254 (393 amino acids)
Biological process (GO): stabilization of membrane potential; potassium ion transmembrane transport
Cellular component (GO): membrane
Molecular function (GO): potassium ion leak channel activity
Source: RefSeq, a predicted model, not a curated record
ACUCCGCCGCAGGAGCCCCCUGCUCGGACUCCCCCCGUGGGUAGUGGAUCCAGCCCGGCACCCGGGCGCGCCAUGCGCGGAACCACACUGCUGGCUCUGCUGGCGCUGGUGCUGCUCUAUCUGGUGCUGGGUGCCCUGGUGUUCCAGGCCCUGGAGCAGCCUCACGAGCAGCAGGCCCAGAGAGGGCUUGGGGAGACCCAGGACAAGUUCCUGAGGGACCAUCUGUGCGUGAGCCAGCAGGAGCUGGGGCAGUUCGUGGAGGAGGUGGCUACCGCCCUGGGAGAGGGUGCCGACCCUGGGACCAACUCGAGCAGUAACAGCAGCCACUCGGCCUGGGACCUGGCCAGUGCCUUCUUUUUCUCAGGCACCAUCAUCACCACCAUCGGCUACGGCAAUGCAGCCCUCCGCACUGAUGCCGGGCGCCUCUUCUGCAUCUUUUAUGCGCUGGUGGGGAUUCCGCUGUUUGGAAUUUUGCUUGCUGGGGUAGGGGACCGACUGGGUUCUUCUCUGCGCCGUGGCAUCGGUCAUAUUGAAGCCAUCUUUCUGAAGUGGCACGUGCCCCCGGAGCUGGUGCGAGUGCUGUCGGCGAUGCUCUUCCUGUUGGUGGGCUGCCUGCUCUUUGUCCUCACGCCCACCUUCGUGUUCUGCUAUAUGGAGAAGUGGAGCAAGCUGGAGGCCAUCUACUUUGUCAUAGUGACGCUCACCACUGUGGGUUUCGGCGACUACGUGGCCGGCGCCGGCCCCAGGCAGGACUUUCCAGCCUACCAGCCGCUAGUGUGGUUCUGGAUCCUGCUGGGCCUGGCCUACUUCGCCUCGGUGCUCACCACCAUCGGGAACUGGUUGCGAGUGGUGUCCCGUCGCACUCGGGCGGAGAUGGGCGGCCUUACGGCGCAGGCUGCCAGCUGGACCGGCACAGUGACGGCGCGGGUGACCCAACGCGCCGGACCCGCCACCCCACAGCCACCGCCGCCUCUGGAGAAGGAGCGGCCACCGCUGCCUCCGGCGCUCUGUCCCGCACAGCCCCCGUCCCCUGCGCCCCCGGAGAAGACCGAGACGCCUUCCCCGCCCACGGCGUCCGCCUUGGAUUAUCCGGGCGAGAACUUGGCCUUCAUCGAUGAGUCCUCGGACACGCAGAGCGAGCGCGGCUUUGCACAGCCUCGCACAGCGCGGGGACGCCGCCGCCCUAACCCUGUUAGGAAGCCCGCGCGGCCCCGCGGCCCAGCGCGGCCCCGAGGCAAAGGCGUGCCGGUGUAG